Messenger RNA from Cryptomeria japonica (Japanese cedar), 2015 nucleotides. RefSeq names its product CDP-diacylglycerol--serine O-phosphatidyltransferase 1. The record is from RefSeq and is a predicted model, not a curated record. Gene Ontology annotation, molecular function: L-serine-phosphatidylethanolamine phosphatidyltransferase activity. The coding region runs from base 350 to 1612 and encodes 420 amino acids. Gene Ontology annotation, biological process: phosphatidylserine biosynthetic process. Lineage: Eukaryota; Viridiplantae; Streptophyta; Pinopsida; Cupressales; Cupressaceae. The transcript has 14 exons.
GAGAAGCGGCUUGUACAGAUUAUUUCCAGAGAGCAUGGGGUGUAUUCCAGAGAGUAUGGAAUGCAUGUACACCGUCCCGUACAUAAGAAGUGACAGUAAAUUUGAGCCUCUCAGCCAAUUCUGUACAUAAAAAACGAUUUUAAGAGAGGUUUAGUACUCUGCGUAAUCUCUGCAAACAGAAAUACUCAUGUUUUAGUGCUGCUGCUGCCGCCGCUGCUCCAUUCGUGGCCUGCUGCCCUUGGUUGCUGGGGAAAAUAAAGGCUUUUAAGGCUCUUGCUCUGCCAUAUGACCUCAGGAAUAGAUUUUUGUUUUGUUGGCUAUUCAACAGUGGACAAAGUUACCAGUGUAGAUGGAUAUGCAACAUAAAGCUACCAUGUCAAUGGUUUCAAAAGCACAAACAACUGAACAAAAUGAUGAUACAAAGUUGUGCAGCAGUAUAGAGGAACUGGAUCCUUGGACAGCAUGGGCUUACAGGCCUCAUACCAUAUCCUUGUUGCUCGUAGGUGCAGGUUUAUUAAUAUGGGCUUGUGGAGCACUAGAUCCUGCGAAAACAGUAGACACUGAUCGAGUAACUUCUGUUAAGAGGGGCGUUUGGGCAAUGGUAGCUGUUUUCCUUGGUUAUUGCUUACUGCAAGCACCUUCAACAAUAUUGAUUAGACCUCAUCCAGCAAUUUGGCGGUUGGUUCAUGGAAUAGCGGUUAUUUAUUUAGUAUCUCUUACCUUUUUGCUCUUUCAGAAUCGUGAUGAUGCCCGGCAAUUCAUGAAGUUUGUUCAUCCUGAUUUGGGUGUUGAACUCCCAGAGAGGUCAUAUGGUACAGAUUGUCGUAUUUACACUCCAGAGAACCCGAAGAGAAGGUUUAAUAAUGUUUAUGAAACAUUGUUCGAUGAAUUUGUCAUUGCUCAUGUUCUUGGAUGGUGGGGAAAAGCUAUAAUGUUCCGCAACCAACCACUUCUGUGGUUACUGUCUAUUGGCUUUGAAAUGAUGGAGGUUACUUUCAAUCACAUGCUGCCUAAUUUCAAUGAAUGCUGGUGGGACAGUAUUAUUCUGGAUAUAUUCAUCUGCAACUGGUUUGGUAUAUGGGCAGGUAUGAAAACUGUGCGCUAUUUUGAUGGGAAAACUUAUGAAUGGGUGGGAAUAAGUAGACAGCGCAGUAUUAUGGGUAAGGUAAAACGCACACUGGGUCAGUUCACUCCUGCAAAUUGGGACAAGGAUGAGUGGCAACCUCUAUCAGGUCCUUGGCGAUUUUUUCAAGUGUUUGGCUUGAUCAUCGUUUUCCUGACAGUGGAGCUCAAUGCAUUCUUCCUGAAGUUUUGUCUCUGGAUUCCUCCUAGAAAUCCAUUAAAUGCCUAUAGAUUGAUUAUAUGGUGGCUUAUAGCUGUACCAACCAUUCGUGAAUACAAUUCAUAUUUGCAGGACAGAUACAGUUUCCACCUCUGCUCGUCAACAAAUAUUGCCAAAGGAAUUGACAAUCCAGGAGUGUAUGCAUCUUUGGAUAGGCAUUUCGUUUCUGUGGAAUUACACUGGCUCUGGCAGAAAAUCAAUAAAGAAGGUGGGGACGUUUUGUUGGCUCUCUCUUGCCAUCUGUAUUGUGGAGCUAUUAAUUUGCAUUAAGUUUGGACAUGGUUUCUCUCUUGGUGCAAUGAGUUGGAGUCGUGAGUUGGAGCGUGCCUUUCUUGUGAGUGAUCUCGGUGAUUUCUAGAUGUUUCCUUGACAUGAUGGGACUUGGCUCGGUGUGAAUGUCACUUGAGUUCGUGUGUGAUUCUUGUGUUUUUCUCUAGUUACAAUCCUCAAUCAUGUUUCUUCAUUUAUGAUUGAAUGGAGAUUUUUUUUUCUCUUUUGUGUAUACUUCUCUCCUCAUCUUCUUGUUGAGUGUGUAGGAGGUAAAUCAAUUGAGGCCAUGAUCUAGUUUGGCUUUAACUUAUCAUGUUGUAAUGAAGGCCUUGGAUCUCAAAUUGUUGCAACAUGUCUUGAGGAAUUUGGGUUGUUUAUAGCCCCUUAAAUAAAUAUUGGUAAA